AUGAUAAAUUUAGUACAGGUGGAUUCUGAAAAGAAUCAGAACAGGAUCUUAAUAUUUGUGAAGGUGUAUCCAAAUGUUAUCACACCAGAUAACUUGUAUAGUGACAUUUUUAUUUCAUCCAUAUCUGAUUCUCCUAUUACAGCACUUUAUCACACUGUUAAAAAAGUAUUUGCUCCUGUAUUGUUAAGAAAUGAACGUUGGAGUGAAAUAUUUAAUCCAAAACUACAGAACUUAUUAUGUGAUUUAGAAGCUGGUCUUGGUACAGUUGUUAGACAAACAGAUCCCAAUGUUAAAGUACAUCAAAACAAGUCUUUAUCUGAAAUUCAAACACCAUUAGAUGAAUUUAAAUAUUGGGCAGAUAAAUCAAUUAAUGGAAAAAGUGAUUCUGAAAAACAAAGGGCUAGUUAUUUUUAUGAAAUCUUUAAUCAAUUAGAAAAUGGUUUUUCUAAUUUAAACUCAUUAUCAUUAGUUGAAUGUAAAGAUUUCUUUGAUAUAGUUUUUACUGUGUUAGAUGAUAUCUGGAAACAAGAAGAAUAUUCUCCUCCAUAUCCUCAGGACAGAAUGGAACAUUUAUUAGAUAUUAUUGGUAAUGCAGUUGCUAUUCAUAUUCAGAAGAAGCUUAGUCAUUUAGGAUUAUGGGAGCAGUCAUUUUCUGUUAUUGAAGAUUAUCUUCAUCAAGCAAUUGAUUUAUGUGAAACUUGGCAAGAUAUUUGUCAAAAAUUAACUACAAUUUUUUGGCCAAAUUUUAGAAAUCAUCCAUGGAAGAAAAGUGCAUUUAUUCCAAAAUACAUUGUAAAAUUUUCAGAAAGAUUACUUCAGAUUUUAGAUCUGAGAGCUGUACAUUAUCAAUUAACAAAACUUCUUAGUCUUGAAGAACAAAAUGAAUUACAAAUGAAUAAAGUUUUUUUAGUGUUUAAAGAUUUGAAUCCUCUUCAGUAUAAUUCAUACACAGAUCAAAUAUGGAAGUCAGCCAUAAAAAGAUAUGAAGAUGAACUUUUUCCUGCUGAAAAAAGAGUUGCUAAUAAACUUAGAAUGCAAUUACAAACAACUCAAAAUAAUGUCUUGCAGGAUUAUGCUUACACAUACUGA
Centruroides sculpturatus (bark scorpion) is the source of this 1089-nucleotide messenger RNA. Its product is annotated as cytoplasmic dynein 2 heavy chain 1-like. The coding region runs from base 1 to 1089 and encodes 362 amino acids. The record is from RefSeq and is a predicted model, not a curated record. NCBI's taxonomy places the organism in Eukaryota, Metazoa, Arthropoda, Arachnida, Scorpiones, Buthidae. The transcript is spliced from 6 exons.